UCGCUGUGACACGAAGCGGAAGUGAAGAGGAAGCGGUGCCAGUGUUGUUGUGUGAGCUGAGUGUGUGAGCUGCGGCAGCAACGAUGCCUUCAGUUCAGUAUCUGAGAGAGUUCAUCAACGAGCGACUAACUGCUGCUGCUGAACAAAUAUUCUUGGAGUUUGAAAAAACGAUCGUCCAGUACGAGGAAGAGAUCGACCGUCAGCGCAGACUGCUGGAUAUCACCUGGAAACCCCAAAUCAAGCUGCACAGGACAGACGUCCCACAGCAGCAGGUCUGUGAGGAAGAGGAGGAGGAGGUUCUCCCUGAGCAGCAGCUCUGGAACCAGGAGAGGAGCUCCAGUGUGGACCAGGAGGAACCAGAAGCUCCACAGAUUAAAGAGGAAGAGGAGGAACUGUGCAGCAGUCAGCAGGGAGAGCAGCUGGGACUGAAGGAGGAGACGGAUACCUUCAUGGUGACUGCUGCUGAGGAAGGAGAGCACAGUGAACCAGGAGGAGACGAGGAGCAGCUCCUCUGUCACAGCUCUGCUGGAGCCGAGAGUCAGGAUCAACGAGGAAACAAGGAUGGAGCGUCAGAACUCCCGCAUCACCAGAAUGUGAAGGAGGUUCUCCAAGAGCAGCAGUUCUGUAAUCCAGAGAGGAACCCCAGUCUGGGCCAGGAGGAACCACAAGGACAACUUUUGCUCGAGGACGGGACCAAUACCUUUAUGCUAACAGCUACUUGUGAGGAAAGUGACCACAGUGACUCAGAAACAGAUAGCGAGCAGCUCCUCUCUGACGACUCUCCUGAAACUGAAAGCAGAGAUCAAGAAACGAGCAAGCAAAAAGGGUCGGGGUUAACUGAAGAUGCAGGGUCAAAGCCAAAGAAGGGACGUCAGGGAAAGGAAACUUACCAGCUCAGCUUGCCGAUUUCAGUGAGCCAGUGUAAUGAGACUUUCAGUAUUUCCCGCGGAAAGAAGCAUCACAUGAUCCAAAACAAUGUGAAACUCUACGUGUGCAAAAUAUGUCGUAAAAUUUUCGUGAGAAGGUAUCACUUGUCUAUGCACAUGAGAAUCCACACAGGUGAAAAACCAUAUUGUUGUGAAACAUGUGGGAAACGUUUCAGUAUAAAACGCAGUUUGGCUCGCCACAUCACCGCUCACACAGGAGAGAAACCAUAUUGUUGUGAAACAUGUGGGAAAAGUUUCAGUGCUAAAAAUAGUUUGUCUUACCACAUCACCACUCACUCAGGCGAGAAACCAUAUUCAUGUGAAAUAUGCAGGAAAUGUUUCGGUCAAAGCAGUGCUCUGUAUCUUCACAAGAAAACCCACACAGGCGAGAAGCCGUAUCAUUGUGACAUCUGUGGGAAAAGUUUUCGUCAAGCUGGUCACUUGUCUCGCCACAAGAAAACUCACACUGGUGAGAAACCAUAUUCUUGUGAAACAUGUGGGAAAAGUUUCAGUCAAAGCAGUGUUCUGUGUGCGCACAAGAAAAUCCACACCGGGGAGAAACCUUAUCAUUGUGAAAUAUGUGGGAAAAACUUUAGUCAAAAAAGUCACUUGUCUCGGCACACAAAAACUCACACAGCUGAGAAGUUGUAGUCCGUUUGAAAGACUGCGUUCUUCUGUCGGUCAGUAAAAAUAAUGUUUCAGUAACAGGUGGAGUAGAGAGAGCUCAGAAGUGCCUUUACUUUGUCACAUUAUAUGUGGUUUGUCAAAUAACAUCAAUUCAAUUCAAUUUUAUUUAUAUAGCGCCAAAUCACAACAACAGUCGCCUCAAGGUGCUUUGUGUGUGUGAAUGUGUGGAUGACUGAAUGUGUAAAGCGCUUUGGGGUCCUUAGGGACUAAGUAUACAAAUACAGGCUGUUUAUUUACCAUUUUAAUGUUUUUGCUUCUUUUCCUCAUCACUCCAUCUUUGUGGAAAAGUCUUUCUUCCACUGUGUGUUUUGUUAGUAUUUGUAACUGUAGGAAAUUUGUAUUCUUUGUUUUUUAACCUUUCCUAAAGUUGUUUCAGGAUUUGGAGGUGAUACUAACAAAUUAGAAAAAAAUGUGGUUAACAUGAUGUGAAAGCUGUAUAAAUAAAGUUUUCUUCUAUAAUUUCUGGUUAUUCAACAUUUAAUUUUACAGACUGCAGAUUCUUGCCUGCCUUUCUCUCCACGAGUCUCCUGGAUAAAGGCCUAACAGAGCUGGACAGAAAGCGAGUGGACUUCUUUAAGUUUUACAUUUCAUCCACAAAGUUUCUUCAGUUCUAAAACCAAUUGGUGGAGAGUCCCAGGUAUUUAAAGCCCAAUGAGAGGGUCGCUGACCCACUAUUGAAAGUGUGAAAAAGGGUGUGGGCCAUCGUAAUCUGGAGAGGAAAUGGCGUGUCACAAAUUUAGAAGAUAAUAAUUUAGCCUGGAGAAAUAGUUUGCUGCUUUAUAAGAAAGCCCUCCGCAA
Haplochromis burtoni (Burton's mouthbrooder) is the source of this 2411-nucleotide messenger RNA. Its product is annotated as zinc finger and SCAN domain-containing protein 30. Bases 84 to 1577 code for a protein of 497 amino acids. NCBI's taxonomy places the organism in Eukaryota, Metazoa, Chordata, Actinopteri, Cichliformes, Cichlidae. Gene Ontology annotation, biological process: regulation of transcription by RNA polymerase II. Gene Ontology annotation, molecular function: RNA polymerase II cis-regulatory region sequence-specific DNA binding; DNA-binding transcription factor activity, RNA polymerase II-specific. The transcript is spliced from 3 exons. The record is from RefSeq and is a predicted model, not a curated record.